UCUAACUUAAUAGCUUCUUUCUGCAGGGACAUUGUCAUCCAAAGAUUGUUAAAGCAUUACUAGAACAGGCAGAAAGGCUCACUCUUAGCUCUAGAGCCUUCUAUAAUGACAGAUUUCCAAUAUUUGCAGAGCAUCUAACCAGCAUGUUUGGUUAUGAAAUGGUCUUACCAAUGAAUACUGGUGCCGAAGGUGUAGAAACAGCUCUGAAGUUGGCAAGGAAAUGGGGCUAUGAGAAGAAAAAGAUUCCCAAAGAUGAGGCUAUCAUUGUCUCGUGUUGUGGCUGCUUCCAUGGUCGUACAUUGGCUGUUAUUUCUAUGAGCUGUGACAAUGAGGCUACUCGUGGUUUUGGGCCCUUGUUGCCUGGCCACCUCAAAGUUGAUUUUGGUGAUGAAGUUUCUCUUGAGAUGAUAUUUAAAGAAAAAGGAGAUCGGAUAGCCGGAUUUCUUUUUGAACCUAUCCAAGGAGAGGCUGGGGUAUGUGUCCUUGGUAACUUAAAAUAUGAUCAAUUUGGAAAUGUGCUUUUAUUUUAUAUUUUCAUUCAAUCAGAGCAACAAGCAAUGAUAGGAUAAUAAUUUAUAUAUUAUAAUUUGUCGCUUCUA
Messenger RNA from Camellia sinensis, 599 nucleotides. NCBI's taxonomy places the organism in Eukaryota, Viridiplantae, Streptophyta, Magnoliopsida, Ericales, Theaceae. The record is from RefSeq and is a predicted model, not a curated record.